GAGCCCUCCUUGCCAACACAUGCCCCAGUUCCUGCUUGGAUUUACUCUUGGCAAUGUGGUGGGAAUGUAUCUGGCUCAGAGCUAUGACAUACCAAACCUGGCUAAAAAACUUGAAGAAAUUAAAAAGGACAUGGACACCAAGAAGAAACCCCCUAGUUCAUGAGGCCAACUCCAGCACUGCCUCCUGGACAAACUGAUUCUACUGUUCUGAGGGCCUCCUUUACCAUCUGAACCAAAAGCUUUUGUUUUCAUCUCCAGCCUCAGCAAUUUUCUUCUUUGCUAGACCCUGUAUUGCCAUAUAGCACAAAUGGGGCCACAGGUUA
Kogia breviceps (pygmy sperm whale) is the source of this 323-nucleotide messenger RNA. Its product is annotated as short transmembrane mitochondrial protein 1-like. Lineage: Eukaryota; Metazoa; Chordata; Mammalia; Artiodactyla; Physeteridae. The record is from RefSeq and is a predicted model, not a curated record.